AUGGAGCUUGAAGACACGAGCAGCAAUGCUCUCAGAUCAGAGGACGCCAUGGACGUUGAUCCUCAGCCGCAAGACCCUAAACCUGAAAUUCGCAAAGGGCCCAAGUGGCAGAUUAGGACCGACAGUCUUGUUCGUCCUGUGAGUAGCGGAAAGGCCAACCCACUUGCCACAAACGUUUCUCAGACGAUUGCUGCCAUAAACAAGAACAGCUUCCAGGCCAGCGGCAAAUGGAGCUCGACUGUAGACAACAUGGCAUCCGCAAGGCAGUCCAUAGAUUCAAGUCGCUCCAAGGUCACGAGUUACACAAUUGCUACGGACAAGGUUGACAGCGUCCUUGGGAGUAACGUAUCGAUCUCUACUACGCAUGCGAGCACCCGCCGCCCGCUUGGCGACACGAGUCGUGCUAAUCAUGCUACGAUCAGUCUUCAAGCCGAUACGAACAAGUCAUCAAAUUCUCAGACGACUUCUGUUGAUCAAGAGAACAAGAGAUCUUCGUAUCCGCCCGUUGCUGUCAGGAGGCAAAGCUUGAUAAAUAUGCACUCUGCCCAACAACGGCCGAGGAGUCCUACAGGAUCAAUUGCGUCAACAACGUCCGCAGUUCCACGACCGCGACGCCCAAGCGGAACAAACGUGUCAUCACGGCUAUCAUGGAUUCAAAGUCUCGAAAAUGGCAGCCAGAAUCCUGGCCAUGAGUAUAUGCUGAAGAAGCUCGAGGGCGGCGUUGCGGACAAGCUUCGACGCUUCGAAAGUCAAAAUAACCAAGCAAGUGGUUCAGUGUCGAGGUCUCAGUCCGCGACUAGAUCAAGUGACGCGUACAGCAUCGAAGCCAGACGCAUGUCCAAGACUACUACCGCUGAUGAAAGCUUCCGCAAGAAGCUCGAAGAGCAGUUCCAGAAGAAGAAAAAGGAAGACGAGGAGCGAGAGAGGAAACGGGCCAGUCUGAACAAUACAUCCAGAACUCCCCAGCAGAUUAUUGAUUACGCCGAAUUGAACGAUAGAGACCGUGAAGCGGCUAUCAAUGAUCUCAUGAAGGACGGAAAAGGCUUGGAAAACGCACGAGCUCUCGACGCGCAAGCCAGAGCUGUUCUAAAAACUCAGCCUCGAAAUGGGACUCAGCGGUCAGGUACCAUAUUCCAGAACGAGUCUGCUAAAACCGUCAGCGCCCUGGAGCAGUCUGCUAUCAACCAGCGCAAAGUUGAUGUUCGUGGUGCGCCCCACAAAUUUGGGGACGCUGUGCCGAGCGGUCCGCGGGCGCAGUCCACAGUCGGCCUGCUGCGUACUUUGUCUGUUCAGCAAAAGCCGAAGCAGACGACCAUUACGAAGCCUCCUCGUCCGGUGAGCUAUACAGCGGUGCCUGUCAUCGUUGACGAUGAUUACGACCCCUUUAACUACGCUUCCUAUCCUAGCAGAAGCUCAAUCUACAGCAAUCCACCCGAGCCCCCUGCGAUGACACCUGAGAUUGAAGUUUCGGAGAAGGAGGCCGUCCCAGAAGUAGAAUCCGGAAACGAAGCAGCAGAGUCUCCUACUACUGCAGACGAAAAUUCUGCCACGCAGGCAGGAGUCGUAGCUGAAGCUGCUACUAGGCCAGAGAAAGACAAAGUCAGAUCUCCCACUCCAGCAGCUUCCGCAGAGAUGUCUGAAAACAAGGAGCAGGAAGCUGCAAAGGUGACAGAGGAACCAUCGUCUACCCCAGACGUAAAGAAAGAACGUGAUUCCACUCCUACCCAGACAGCCUCUAGUUGGGCAUCACGCUUCCAAACCCAGGGCGGUUCACAUCAAGCUAAAGACGUCACGAAGACUGCUGAGCUCGCGCUUCCAGCGCCAGCGAAAACAACUCGGGUAGAAAUGGCGGACGCCGAAAUUGAUACGGCCCAAGCCGUGGAGAAAGAAGUGAAACCGAAAGCCAAAGAAAAGCCCUCGCCUGCAGUACUAGCAUCGAAGCUCCCGCUGCGUGGAGGUUCUCAAAAGCCCGCUGCUGUCCUUGCAAGUGCUGCGGCAGCAACGGACCCGGAAACUUCUGAGGCUCUUGUUGCCCAAGAAGCAGUUCCUGCGUCGCCAACAUUGAUCGAUGUCGUUAAGCCAAAGAAGGCAACCACAGAAGCUGAUGCAAAAAUUUCCACUGCCGCUGUCGCCGCAUCAGCGAGACCUAGACUUGAAGAGGCAAAAGAGAAGGAUGAGACUGAAAAAUCCGACGCGAAGAGUGCAGACGUUAAAUCCGCUGGCACGGAGCUACCGAAAGCAUCAAAGCCAGCCGAAGAGGUUUCUACGUCCGCGCGGCCAUGCACGCCUCCAAAGCACACCCCAGCCUCUCUACUCCUUACGAAUGGGAGUGUGAAGAUUGCCAGUCCAUGCAGCAGCCCAAGGUCGCCAAAGGAGUUCAAUGCAGCCGCUUUGCCACGGCUAGGCACCACAUAA
Molecule: messenger RNA, 2415 nt
Organism: Verruconis gallopava
Lineage: Eukaryota; Fungi; Ascomycota; Dothideomycetes; Venturiales; Sympoventuriaceae
Exons: 1
Coding region: 1-2415 (804 amino acids)
Source: RefSeq, a predicted model, not a curated record